Centruroides sculpturatus (bark scorpion) is the source of this 1232-nucleotide messenger RNA. Its product is annotated as cysteine-rich secretory protein 3-like. Gene Ontology annotation, cellular component: extracellular region. The record is from RefSeq and is a predicted model, not a curated record. Bases 138 to 944 code for a protein of 268 amino acids. NCBI's taxonomy places the organism in Eukaryota, Metazoa, Arthropoda, Arachnida, Scorpiones, Buthidae. The transcript is spliced from 7 exons.
UUUCAUCUUGCAACACAAGUAGAUGAAGUGAGGAUACACGAAGAUUAAUAGGAAAUCCGUCGCAGAUAUUUUCCAAGAAAAUUGACUAAUACAAUUUUAUCUUUAAUAUAUUCAUAUUAUUCUAAACAAUAUCCAUAAUGUUGGCAAAUAUAAUUAGUUUUACGUCAAUUCAUCUAUUGCUUUUUCUGGCAACAACCCAUGCCAUUACCUCGAACUUGAUUCCACCGCCUAAAAUAUACGGUAAUAAAAUACCAGUAAAGGAUGUGAAUACAAGUUACAGCAGGAUAAGGCGACUAAUUGUAAAUGCUCAUAAUUUCUAUCGAUCGAUAGUAAAUCCACCCGCUAGUAAUAUGUUAAAUAUGUAUUGGCACCAUACAGCUGCCAGAAGCGCUCAGAGUUGGGCGGAAUCUUGUAGGGAUCUUACACACAGCAGUAGAUGGGAACGUUGGGUUAAAAAUUAUGGAUUCUGUGGUCAAAACAUUUUUAUAUCUACCGCCAGAGUUUCGUGGUUAUACCCAAUUAAAAGUUGGAACGCAGAAAAACAAUUAUUCCAUUAUGGAAGAAGAGAUAAUAAUAUAAACGAAGUCGGGCAUUACACGCAGAUGGUUUGGUACAAUACUCAUGUUGUGGGAUGCGGUUAUCAUUAUUGUGGCCCCGAUCGUGUCAGAAUACCUUAUCAUAAUUACGUAUGCAACUAUUGUCCUAUAGGCAAUUAUCCCGAUAAACUUGGAACUCCUUACGAAAGUGGUCAACCGUGUUCCAAAUGCCCGGAUCGUUGCAAACGAAAGAAACUGUGCACAAACGCUUGUUAUUACGGUGAUUCUUGGAGCAAUUGCGCCGAGUUAAAUGUUACUUCACCCGACUGGUUGUGUACUGAUCGCAAACAGCAACGUUAUCACAUGUGUUUAGCUACGUGUCGUUGCACUGCCGAUAGAAUUUUCUGAGAAAAUAUACUAAAUUUUUACUAUUUUAUUCACGUUUAUUUAUCUAUAUUAAUUAAUUACAUUUACAUUUUUGUAAAUCAAUUUUUAUAAAGAAAUGUAUUCGCCAGAAUCCUGGUCAGUGAUUGUAAUUAUAUUCUUUAAUUAAUUAAUGGUCAUUUAUUGUAAUUAAUUACAUUUAGAAACAUCAUUUGUAAAAGCACGCGAUGUUUCUAAACUUAAUUAAAUAGAUAUUUUUCAUUAUUUAGUAAUUUAAAUAUCAUAAAAUCGGCACGUUUCUACGUAAAAAAA